This is a messenger RNA of Penicillium mononematosum, 738 nucleotides long. Its product is annotated as GPI anchored serine-threonine rich family protein. The record is from RefSeq and is a predicted model, not a curated record. Lineage: Eukaryota; Fungi; Ascomycota; Eurotiomycetes; Eurotiales; Aspergillaceae. Bases 1 to 738 code for a protein of 245 amino acids. The transcript has 2 exons.
AUGCAUUUCUCCAAGAGUGUUGUCGCCGUCACGGCUUCCCUUGUGUCCCUUGGUCUCGCCGCCGACCCUCUAUCCUUCACUUCCUGGCCCAAGGAGCCCCUCGAACCUGGCAAGCCGGUCACCCUCACAUGGACUGGUGCUACUCCUGAUGAGCCUGUGACCAUCCUCCUCCGCCAAGGUAACGCGGGCAAUCUGCAGGACGUCAAGCCGAUCACUGGCCAGGCCAAUGGGGGCACUUUCACCUGGAUCCCUGACGACUCUGUCAAAAAGGACGAUACAUACGCCUUCCAAAUCAAACAGAAAGACCAGACAAACUAUACCGCUCUGCUGAAGGGGGGUAGCAACCCCGCCGCUGCGCUCCCCGAAGCUAAGGAUACCACCUCUGAAACUGGCGCUGCUGCCACUACUGCUGCAACCACUGGCAGCACUACCGCCUCUAACACCCAGACCACUGGUGGUACUACCGCGUCAACCCAAGGAACCCAGACCACAAUGACUAGCACUGCCAGCAAGGCCCUCAUAAGCUCUGCUGCCAGCCCAUCUGGUAGCCCAUCUGGCAGCCCUUCUAGCUCUGCCGCUGCCAGCUCCUCGGACAGCUUGAGGGCUACCCGCACUGAGGUUGUCCAUGGCAAAGAAGCAUCCUCCACCGAAAGCGCGCAGACUGGCGCUGCUUCUAUCCCGCAAUACUCCGUGCAGUUGGUAAUGGGUAUUGUCGGUCUGUUGGCCUACCUUGUCUAG